AUGGCCGAUAUCGAGAAACAAGUCAGCCUUCCUGUUUCUCGUGCAACAAGUGACGAAUCUGGUCCAAGUGGACCAAGCGGUAACGGGGCUGCUGGAGGAUACUUUGCCGGACCAGCACUCCAACACACGAUCAGUCAUGACACACAGCGAGCUUUCCCAGUAUACCACCGUAAACUGGGUAACCCAGCACCGCUCGGCCUGAUUUCUUUCGCUGCUACAACCCUUAUGCUGAGUUUGUAUAAUAUUCAGACGCGUCACAUUACUGUGCCAAAUGUGGUAGUUGGUAUGGCCUUUGGCGUCGGUGGAUUAACUCAAUUGUUGGCUGGUAUGUGGGAGUUUGGAGCAGGAAACACUUUUGGUGCUACAGCGUUUUCCGCAUAUGGUGGCUUCUGGUUCUCAUACGGAAUCAUCCUCUACCCUGGAAGCGGUGUUCUCGACGCAUACAAUGGUGACAAAUCUAAUCAGCUCAACGACGCUCUCGGAAUCUUUUUGCUCGUGUGGUUCAUCAUCACCUUCAUCAUGUUCUUCGGCACGUUCCGAGCAUCGGUUUCCCUUGCAGCCUUAUUCUUUUUCCUCGACUUGACGUUCUUAUUACUCAUGAUUGGCGAGUUCAUGCAAAAAACCCAAGUUACUCAAGCCGGUGGCGUUAUAGGAGCUAUCACCGCGUUUAUCGCGUUCUAUACGGGUGCCGCGGGUUUGUAUAGUCCCGAUGCAUCAUACUUUAUUCUCCCUGUUGGAGAUCUUCCAAAACGCAAGGAGGCUUGA
Molecule: messenger RNA, 765 nt
Organism: Rhizoctonia solani
Lineage: Eukaryota; Fungi; Basidiomycota; Agaricomycetes; Cantharellales; Ceratobasidiaceae
Product: glyoxylate pathway regulator
Exons: 9
Coding region: 1-765 (254 amino acids)
Cellular component (GO): plasma membrane
Molecular function (GO): acetate transmembrane transporter activity
Source: RefSeq, a predicted model, not a curated record